CUCGAGCUGCACUUUGACCUUAUCUUUAUAUGUAACAGGAAAGAGCCGCUCUUGGCCCAGACGGGGGGGACACCGGCGGCUGCAGGAGCGGCCGGGCAGCGCCAGGCACCGCGGAUUUCAGCCCAGAUGGAUGCGCUGUACGGCAGGAAUAAGGAAGAGCACCCAGAGCCCAUAAAAGCUGAGGUGCAGGGGCAGUUGCCCACUUGGUUGCAAGGGAUACUGCUCCGGAAUGGCCCAGGCAUGCACACGAUAGGGGACAGCAAGUACAACCACUGGUUUGAUGGCAUGGCUCUGCUGCACAGCUUCACAUUUAAAAAUGGUGAAGUUUACUACAGAAGUAAAUAUCUCCGAAGUGACACAUACAACUGCAACAUAGAAGCAAACAGAAUCGUGGUGUCUGAGUUUGGGACUAUGGCUUAUCCAGAUCCAUGCAAAAACAUAUUUGCCAAGGCAUUCACCUAUUUGUCUCACACCAUUCCUGAGUUCACAGACAACUGUCUGAUCAACAUUAUGAAAGCUGGGGAUGAGUUUUAUGCUACUGGCGAGACUAACUUCAUCAGGAAAAUUAAUGCACAGACUCUGGAGACAUUGGAGAAGGUUGACUACAACAAAUAUGUAGCUGUAAAUUUGGCAACUUCUCAUCCACACUAUGACAGUGCUGGAAAUGUUCUCAACAUGGGCACUUCAAUAGUUGAUAAAGGGAAGACAAAAUACCUUCUAUUUAAGAUUCCUUCCUCUGUACCAGAACAGGAAAAGAAGAAGUCUUGUUUCAAGCACCUGGAAGUGGUUUGCUCCAUCCCUUCUCGCUCUCUGCUCCACCCCAGCUACUACCACAGCUUUGGAAUCACAGAGAAUUACAUUAUCUUCAUAGAGCAGCCCUUCAGACUGGAUAUUGUCAAAAUGGCAACUGCUUACAUCCGAGGUGUGAGCUGGGCUUCCUGCCUUGCCUAUAAUAAGGAUGAUAAGACUUGGUUUCACUUUAUAGACAGGAAGACUAAAAAAGAAGUGUCCACCAAGUUUUACACCGAUGCUAUGGUGUUUUUUCACCAUAUAAAUGCUUAUGAAGAAGAUGGCCACAUUGUUUUUGAUAUUAUUGCCUAUACAGACAAUAGCUUAUAUGACAUGUUUUAUUUAAAAAACCUGGGUAAAGACUUUGAAGAGAAUGUAAAACUUACCUCCAUACCAACCUGCAAAAGAUUUGUGGUUCCUCUGCAGCAUGACAAGGAUGCUGUAGUGGAUUCUAAUUUAGUCACACUUCCCUCUACUGCAACUGCUAUAAAGCAAAAAGAUGGAAGCAUCUAUUGCCAACCUGAAAUACUAUGUGAAGGGAUAGAGCUGCCUCGCAUCAACUAUGACUAUAAUGGCAAAAAAUACAAGUAUGUCUUUGCAACAGAAGUCCAGUGGAGUCCAGUUCCUACAAAGAUAGCAAAAUUUAAUACUCAGACAAAGGAAAUGCUCCACUGGGGACAGGAUGACUGCUGGCCAUCCGAGCCCGUUUUUGUUCCCAGCCCUGAUGCAAAAGAAGAGGAUGAUGGUGUUGUUCUGACCUGUGUUGUGAAGACUGAUCCAAAGGAUCCACCCUUCCUACUUGUCUUGGAUGCUAAAACAUUCACAGAGCUGGGUCGAGCCACAGUAAAUGUGGAAAUGCAUAUGGACCUGCACGGAAUGUUUAUACCACAGCAAGAUGUGAAAACUGGGACUGAAUAAAACCUGUUUGUUGUAUUCCACAGACUGACAUAACCUUCUACUGAAUGUGGGAUAAUAUCCUUCAGGAAAAGCUUCUCUUAUGAUAAGAAAUGACUAAUUAUAACUUCCUCAAUAUCUUCAUAUAAUCUCUAAGAAGAGAAAGAAAUGACAUUAUUACAAAUUGUUAUGUGGACCACUGGUAUAUCACGAUUUCAAAUGAAGAAUUAUCAAUAUGAAGUGCUAAUGUUGAAUACAGCUUGAAGGGCAAGGAAUAGGAGACAAAGGUAACAAGAAAUGUUUUGUUUGAGUAGAACAAAGCUUUCUGAGCAAAUUAAGUACUUUAUUCAUAAGGUGACAUAUGGCAUGAGUCACACAUGUCUGCAGGUCAUGUAACUUCCCUGGGCUGUUGCAAGACUGCAGCUGACAAUGAAAGUUGUCUCCUGCCAGAAAACCUCAUGUUAAACUAUCUACCAUGAUACCAAUAAUUCAUGGCAAUGUAUUCUCUUGGUGCUUGAUUUCUUAAACUCUACCAUAACCAAAGUAUUAUGCUGAGGUGCUACAUUUUUCUUAUCCCUAAGAACCUAUCCCCCCAGCUUUUCUAACAAUUUCAUGGUGUAUUUUUCGCUUUUAUGUUGACAAAACCAAGUAAAUUUAUUGAAAUAGAGUACAUGGUUAUAUGUAGCAUUCAAUUAUACUUUAGUGACAUUCAAUCUUAAGCAGUUUGUAUUUAAAUCAGUUUUCCUUGGGCAGAAUAUCUGCCAUGGCAUUUCAUGUAAUUACAUGAUUACAUUCAAAUGUUUACAUCUUCCAUAAAAUGGAAAUAAACACUUCAGUAAGGUGUGUCUGCAGAAAUAGUCACUUUGAGUGCUUACAAGGCACAUUACCAUUAAUAGUUAAUAGAACUUUAUCUUCUAAAGAAGAAAUUUAAUUCCAUUUUUGUAAAUAGUAUUAAACCAAUACUGGACGAGAAGACUGACUUGUGAUAUGGCAAAAGACAUCAGCUCUGGGAUUUCUUUUCAUAUGAAAAAGUUUGGAUUUAAAAAAUGCCCACAAAUACAUUUCUAGAAUUACAAGGUAGCAAUGAAUCAAAAGUCUAACCAUUGUUACAGAUUUCCUUCUAAAAGUUUGUCUCCAGAAUUUCUUCUGUAGUACUCACAGGGUUGUUUUUGGGAUGAUUAUGGGUUUGGAUACAGGAGUUGACUGCUGAGGAGGUAAUUUUUACUGGUAGAGAUGACAGGAUAGGGGACACACUCAUCAUAAAAACAACCUGUAGUCUAAGAAAGCAAACAUGUUGUUUACAUUCACAUAGAAAUAAUGCAGAAAAUAAGUGAUAAAAACUUGUCUUGGGCAUGAUUUCUUAAAUGAGAUAUUCCGUAUUCCCUUGGUCAGUACACAACAUUUGAUUUGCAUUGUUUGUAGUUAACCUGAGGAGAAAAACAGUGAUGUGAACCUGCAUUUGCUAAUCCCAGUAUCCUCCUGCAGCAGAGACAAUAGGAAUAAAACCAUACAGCUAAUCACAAAUUUGUUCAAGAAUGUUUUUAGUGGUUGCAAUACCAAUCUGAUGAAACAUUUACCCUGAAUAGGGUAACACACUAUCAUUUCCAGGCUGACAGAAGCAAGGGGAAAUGCAGAUAUGUUUUGCCAAGUGGCUGCAAGGCUCGUAGGGUUUUUUUGAUGUGGUAACAUGGCACGUGGUAAUGAGUGUCAUUUGGUUUGCUUCUGACACCCUUUGCUGAGAUUGAAAUCUUGAGGGCUAGAAAGGUUUGAUUCUUCUUUUGCACCAAUUUAAGUCAUAAAUUAGCACAACAAAAUUAAUGGAUUUAUUACAAUAUUGGCUUAACACAAAUCUAGAUGAAGUGACUGCAAAUAAAAAAUAGUAAAGAUAAGUAUCUCCAUUAAAAGAAAAAUACAUAGUUGAGUGAGAGAAUCAGGCCACGGGUAUGCAUACAUAUAAUUAAUUACCUCAGAGAUGCUACAAAUGGACCUUGAUAGAGUGGUUUGGUUUGUUGUUUUGGUUUGGGGUUUGGGGGUUUUUUUGUUAAUGCUUUCAUUAAAUGGAACAAAUAACAAGGUAUAACAAUGAAUUUGUUCUCUGGAACUGGAUAUUAUCUGUUACACCUUGUCCCAUUGCCCCACAUAGGCAACAGGAGGAAGCAGAAGCAGUGUUUACAAGGACGCCUUAAAAACCAGAAAUGCAACAAGGUUUUCCUCUGUAACAAUCUGUGCAGGUGGCAGGGAAACACACAGUGUCUUUCCUUCCAAAUAACCAGGCCACUCAAUGACAGCUUUUGCAAUAAUUUAAACCACUGCUCCCUUGGGUCUGCAAUUACCUGGGUGUUAAUGACAAGCAAAAUACAUCUUUCUCCUGCAGCCAAGGAGCAGUGUGCUCUCUGCCUUCAUUACCCUCAAAGAGAGCUGAGAAUGUGUCCUCUGGAUCCUCAAGCUACCCCUGACAUCCUGGAUAAUUAUACCCAAGCAACAAAGAAGUGGCCUUCUAAUAUUUGUGAAUGGGUACGUACAACAACAAGUGUUGCAGAGCCACUGGUGUUUCAUGCACAUUGCUGUGGGUUUAGGUAUUCUGUCCUACAGCCUCUGCUUCUAAAACUCCUGCUCAGAGCUGCACAACGAACCUGCAGCACUGUGCUUCACCCUGAGACACCUCUCCAGUCAGGGAGCACUUCAGCAAGGGUUCAGCUGUGAAGCCUGGCUCCACCAGGGCUGAGCACAUUCUGGGUGUGCACACCCUGGGUACAGGGUUUGGACUGCUGGGUGAUGUGUGAGGAUGUCCCAUCUGCAGAACAAACCAGCAUUGUGUCCAGCUUGGAAAGAACAAGGCUGCCUUUGUGAAGUCAUUAACUUCUCUUUCCUACAGGGUCGCUUCCAGAUACCCUAAUUCAUUUUCCAUGUGGAAAAAUGAUUUGGAGACACCAUCAAAUUGAAUGAAUGUUAGAAUUUUAUUAAAUUCCACUAAAAUGCAAGUAAUAAAAGUAAUCAAAGUAAUCAAAGUAAUCAAAGCAUGUGACCCAUCACAGCUUUACUAGAUCAGACCCUCUGAAAAUGUGAUUUUCCCAGUGAAGGAAUGGGCAGCAUGACAUCCAUUUGGGUGUUCCAGAGGCUGGGAGAUCCCAGUGCUGCUGUGCCUGUCAGCACAGGGAGCACAGUGAGCUGCUGUGCUGGUCCCUCUCAGCAGCACCAGCUCAGUGUCUGUUUUAGAGCACAUCACAGUUUGUGAAACACUUUCACUCAGUGCAAAUAGUUUCACUGCUUUAAUGUUGGAUGCUGUUAAGAAAGCAGAUGGAAUCAAGUAAUCUCUUAAUGUGCAAUUAAGCACGAUAAUAAAUGGCCUAAAUUUUACCAUGUGAA
Oenanthe melanoleuca is the source of this 5049-nucleotide messenger RNA. RefSeq names its product beta-carotene oxygenase 1 (gene BCO1). Gene Ontology annotation, molecular function: beta-carotene 15,15'-dioxygenase activity; carotenoid dioxygenase activity. Gene Ontology annotation, biological process: carotene catabolic process; retinal metabolic process. The transcript is spliced from 11 exons. The coding region runs from base 127 to 1707 and encodes 526 amino acids. The record is from RefSeq and is a predicted model, not a curated record. Lineage: Eukaryota; Metazoa; Chordata; Aves; Passeriformes; Muscicapidae.